GCCUACAGAUAGGCGCAUAUUUUCAUGCUGGGAUAAUGCAACUUUCUUUGGACAUAUGGAGCUACCUGGAAAGGUUGGCUACCUAUUCGCUGAUAUCUCCUACUACUGGCGCUGACGUGACACGUACUCACGGACUGCAGCCGACGAUUGUUUAUCAACGCAAUCUUUGGGCAUCUCAUUACGAGAUAUGAGACUCUGGCACAUAGACGUCAAUUUAUACUUCAUCAACGAAAGUUGGUUUAUAUAGACCACCCACCAUAACUACGUGAACAUACGUGAAUUUCUUUUCUUCAUUGGCUCGAAAGAUUCAUUACAAUAAUCUAGCUGGAAACCAAGCAACAAAUAAAGUCAAUAUGAGUGACACACAAGGAAACCAGCGAAGGUGGUACGACUGUCUUCCAUCUUCCUGGGUCCCCUAUAUGGAAAUGUGCCAUAUCAGUACACCAGCACCCAUAUUUCUCAUAUACUUCCCUCAUAUUUACGGUGCUAUCUGUGCGGCAGCCAUCGAGUAUCAGCCCCUAUCUAAGACGCUAUACACAUGUGCUGUUCUUCUUGGGGGCACAGUAUUCUUUUCCAACGCAGCCCAUGCUUGGAACGAUAUCAUCGACGCUCCAAUAGACAGAUUGAUACCUCGCACGGCAAAUCGACCAAUUCCUCGUGGAGCAAUACGGCCUCGGGAUGCAUUUACCUUUGCAGGGAUAAAUGCAGUUGGUGCAGCGGCCUUCUUGUUACUCCUGCCGAGAGAAACGGCUUUAUGUACGGUGCCUACGAUCGUGGGAACCUUAUACUAUCCCUGGGCAAAGCGCCAUACAUACUUUGCCCAAGUGGUGUUGGGAUACUGUCUGUCUUGGGGAUGCAUGGUUGGUGCAUCUGCUAUGGAUAUGAGUAAGCCUUGGACUGAUAAUUCUGUCUUGUGUAUAUUUCUGGCCUGCAUUCUUUGGACAGUCAUAUACGAUACGAUAUACAGUCACAUGGAUCUUCAAGAGGAUAUUAGGGUGGGAGUCAAAAGUAUGGCAGUCCUCUUACAAAAUGGGACUAAAGCGGUUUUAUGGAUUCUACUCGGCUGUAUGCUAGUAUUGCUUGUCGUCGCUGGCGUUUCGUCGGAUAUGAGCAUCCAAUAUGUUGCAAUCGCAGUGGGUGGAUGCCUGACCUCUCAAGCACUUAUGAUAUAUAUGGUCGAUCUUACGGUUCCGGAAAGUUGUUGGUGGUGGUUUGCAAACGGCUUUUGGAUUACUGGGACGUCCGUCGCAUUCAGCCUGCUCUACGAGUAUCUGCUUCGAUUAUCUCAAGGAUGAGGUGACGCAGU
Annulohypoxylon truncatum is the source of this 1306-nucleotide messenger RNA. RefSeq names its product UbiA prenyltransferase family-domain-containing protein. Lineage: Eukaryota; Fungi; Ascomycota; Sordariomycetes; Xylariales; Hypoxylaceae. Gene Ontology annotation, cellular component: mitochondrial inner membrane. Gene Ontology annotation, biological process: ubiquinone biosynthetic process. The record is from RefSeq and is a predicted model, not a curated record. Bases 354 to 1295 code for a protein of 313 amino acids. Gene Ontology annotation, molecular function: 4-hydroxybenzoate polyprenyltransferase activity. The transcript has a single exon.